UGGGGCUGGGUGUCCCAUUGAAAAGGCAGCCGCACUCCGGCCGCCCAGCACUCUCUCACUUCUGGCCAGGGAACGUGGAAGGCGCACCGACAGGGAGCCGGCCAGGGAGGGCGAGUGAAAGAAGGAAAUAAGAAAGAAAGGGGGUUAACAAAAUAAUAAAAACAGCCUGAGCCACCGGCUGGAGAGACCGGGACCCGGCGCAAGAGAGCGCAGCCCUAGGGGGAGAGGAACGGGAAACUCAGCAGAGCGCGCUCGCCACUGACUUUUGCUUCUUCUGCUUUUUUUUUUUUUUUUUUUUUUAACAAGAAGGCGCUAGCUGCAGCCUCACACGCGAGCGCCACGCGAGGCUCCCGAAGCCAACCCGCGAAGGGAGGAGGGGAGGGGGGAGGAGGAGUGGAGGGAGGAGGAAAAGCAUUUGCACCUUCUUUGCUCCCACCCUAAGAAGUCUCCCGGGGAUUUUGUAUUUUGUUUAACUUCUCUCCGGACUCCCUCUUCAUCUCUCGCCUUCUUUCCCUCUCUGUUCGUGCAUCCAAGUCCUGUCUGUGUCUCCCUCGUGCGCCCCGCACCUCGCGUCCCGGCUCGCUCCGAUUCCGCGACUCCUUGGCCACCGCUGCGCAUGGAGAGCUCUGCCAAGAUGGAGAGCGGCGGCGCCGGCCAGCAGCCCCAGCCGCAGCCCCAGCAGCCGUUCCUGCCGCCCGCAGCCUGCUUCUUCGCCACCGCGGCAGCGGCGGCGGCGGCGGCAGCGGCGGCGCAGAGCGCGCAGCAGCAGCCGCAGCAGGCGCCGCCGCUGAGCCCCGCGGCCGACGGCCAGCCCUCAGGGGGCGGUCACAAGUCAGCGCCCAAGCAAGUCAAGAGACAGCGCUCGUCCUCGCCCGAACUGAUGCGCUGCAAACGCCGGCUCAACUUCAGCGGCUUCGGCUACAGCCUGCCGCAGCAGCAGCCGGCCGCCGUGGCGCGCCGCAACGAGCGCGAGCGCAACCGCGUCAAGCUGGUUAACCUGGGCUUUGCUACCCUUCGUGAGCACGUCCCCAACGGCGCGGCCAACAAGAAGAUGAGCAAGGUGGAGACGCUGCGCUCCGCGGUCGAGUACAUCCGCGCGCUGCAGCAGCUGCUGGACGAGCACGACGCGGUGAGCGCUGCCUUCCAGGCUGGCGUCCUGUCGCCCACCAUCUCCCCCAGCUACUCCAACGACAUGAACUCCAUGGCUGGCUCGCCGGUCUCAUCCUACUCGUCGGACGAGGGCUCUUACGACCCGCUCAGCCCCGAGGAGCAAGAGCUGCUCGACUUCACCAACUGGUUCUGAGGGGCUCGGCCUGCUCAGGCCCUGGUGCGAAUGGACUUUGGAAGCAGGGCGGCCGCACAACCUGCAUCUUUAGUGCUUUCUCGUCAGCGAUGUUGGAAGGGAGAGAAAAGAAAAAAAAAGGAGAAGAGAAAAAGGAAGAAGAAGAAGAAAAUAAAACCCCAGGCACCCAACCCCAACGCCAACUAAGGGACACACGCCUGAGAAGCAAGGCUCUUAGAAAACAGGGAUGCGCUCCGAACAGUAUCUUUGCACUCCAAUCAUUCACGGAGAUCUGAAGAGUGACUAGGACCUGAGUCCAUGCGCAAAAUGCAGCUUGUGUGCAAAAGCACUGGGCUCCUGGCAGAAGGGAGCAGCACACGCCGUAUAGAAACUCCCACCCACCACUAACAGGCAGAACUGAAAGCGCUUGCUCGGGGGCCUUCACCUCCCCGCCCUCUCUGAAAGCGUAGUUCUUAGCCCUCUAGAAAUGGGUAGGUGUCCUUCGUCUCAGUAUCUCCCAUCCCAAUAAGCUGUGGACAGUCGUCUGCAGUGAAAUGAUGCUAUACUCAGUCCUUUGAAACCCCAUCCUUUGGGGCCCCCUCCCCAAGCCCCACUCCCUCACACCAUCUUUUCUACGUUUUCAUCAUAGAAUGCUUCCAAUCUUUUGUGAAUUUUUUUAUUAUAAGAAAAAUCUAUUUGUAUCUAUCCUAACCAGUUUGGGGAUAUAUUAAGAUAUUUUUGUACAUAAGAGAGAAAGAGAGAAAAAAUUUAUAGAGUUUUGUACAAAUGGUUUAAAAUGUGUAUAUCUUGAUACUUUAACAUGUAAUGCUAUUACCUCUGCAUAUUUUAGCUGUGUAGUUCACCUUACAACUGCCAUUUUCCCUAUGUGGUUUUGUAAAGAACUCUCCUCACAGGGGAGAUCAAAAGACCACCAGAUGUACUUCAGCACCAAUGUGUCUUACUUUAUAGAAACUUUGUUAAUGUAUUAAGGAUGUUAUUAAAUACUGUUCGAGAACAAAGUUUAUGCAGCUACUGUCCAAACGCAAAGUGGCAGCCAGUUGGUUUUGCCUUUUGGGAAAUUUCUAUCACUGCCUUUUUUUUUUUUUUUUUCUUACUGUUUUAUUACAAACUUACAAAAAACGUGUAUAACCCUGUUUUAUACAAACUAGUUUCGUAAUAAAACUUUUUUCUUUUUUUACAAAUGAAAA
Messenger RNA from Ceratotherium simum simum (southern white rhinoceros), 2490 nucleotides. RefSeq names its product achaete-scute family bHLH transcription factor 1 (gene ASCL1). Lineage: Eukaryota; Metazoa; Chordata; Mammalia; Perissodactyla; Rhinocerotidae. Gene Ontology annotation, molecular function: RNA polymerase II transcription regulatory region sequence-specific DNA binding; DNA-binding transcription factor activity, RNA polymerase II-specific; protein dimerization activity. Gene Ontology annotation, cellular component: RNA polymerase II transcription regulator complex. Gene Ontology annotation, biological process: neuron differentiation; positive regulation of transcription by RNA polymerase II; regulation of neurogenesis. The record is from RefSeq and is a predicted model, not a curated record.